Messenger RNA from Cryphonectria parasitica EP155, 465 nucleotides. RefSeq names its product proteasome maturation factor UMP1. Gene Ontology annotation, cellular component: nucleus; cytoplasm. The transcript has 2 exons. The record is from RefSeq and is a predicted model, not a curated record. Gene Ontology annotation, biological process: proteasome assembly. NCBI's taxonomy places the organism in Eukaryota, Fungi, Ascomycota, Sordariomycetes, Diaporthales, Cryphonectriaceae. Bases 1 to 465 code for a protein of 154 amino acids.
AUGUCUCUCCGCAUCGUCCCCGCCGACGCGCACGCCUCCACCUACUCCCACAUCCGCCCCUCCGCCCAUGGCGCCCCUUCCGCCCCAGGCCUCCACGACACCCUCCGCGCCGGCGUGGGCCCAGACCCCUUCGCCCAGACCUACAACUCCACGGCCCCCAGCUCCGCCCACCCCCUUGAGACGCGCCUCAAGCAGUGGGAGACCACACAGGAGAGUCUGCGCAUGGAGUCCCUCCGGCGGACGUUUGGCAUCGCGGAGCCCAUCCGCCGCGGCAUGGAGCUCAAGAUCACCCGGGAGGGCCAGUGGCGGCCGCUGGCCCUGGGCGGGGGCGCCGCCGGGAGCGUGCACGAGGAUAUACUCAAGGGGCGCGAGGCCACCGUCGACUGGGAGGAUGUGUUCUCCGGUGAGGACCAGAGGGGUGUUGUUGGCGUGCACGAGGAGAUGGAGAGAAAAUUGAAGAUCUGA